Thyridium curvatum is the source of this 711-nucleotide messenger RNA. RefSeq lists its product as uncharacterized. The coding region runs from base 1 to 711 and encodes 236 amino acids. The record is from RefSeq and is a predicted model, not a curated record. NCBI's taxonomy places the organism in Eukaryota, Fungi, Ascomycota, Sordariomycetes, Thyridiales, Thyridiaceae. The transcript has a single exon.
AUGCGAAUAUCAUCCUCGCCAUCACUCCGCCACGCCGCUCUCUGCGCCCUCCUCCUCGCAAGGACAGUCGACUCGGCCGCCCUGUCCCAGGCCGCAAGAACCGUCCGCGUCUGGUCGACAGUCCAGUCCACCGUCACGGCCAUCCCCUUCAUCAACCCGAGGCGCAUGACCGUCUACACCACCCAGACCGUCACGAGCCUGCAGGACGCGCCCCGGCCGACCGUCUUCCCCACCACCGUCGUCGAGACGGCCAUCAUGAGCAUCACCUGGGAGUCGCGCGUCACCUACCUCGACGACGGCGCCACGACGACAGAGUUCUCCUCCACGACCGCCACCGUGCCUUCGACCUGGGUCGUCGCGGGCGCGCCCCAGCCGACCAAUCUGGCCGUCGGGCGCGAUCCGGCCUGCGGCAAGUCCCCUAUCGCUGCCGCCGCCGAGGCGCCGCAGUGCGCCUCGCGCGGCUUGCACACCGGGUGCCAGGGCCAGUGCCAGCUGCGGGACGGCGCGUUCUGGUGCCUGCUGAUGGGCUACGCGGACUACAAGGUGGACAGCCUGAAGAUGGGCCGCGCGUGCUGGGGCGGCGACAACCAGUUCGAGCAGCUCAACACGCCGUGCCUGGAGGGCGACCAGAGGACGGCCUGCACCGCGGACAAAGGCCUGGACGACUCGUGGGGAGCAGUGAAUUGGAUUGGUCCCAUUGCUGGACAUUAA